Molecule: messenger RNA, 425 nt
Organism: Staurois parvus
Lineage: Eukaryota; Metazoa; Chordata; Amphibia; Anura; Ranidae
Source: the annotation of a GenBank genome assembly
AUGUACACACAGACACAUGUACAUAUAUACACACACAAACACACGUACACACAGACACAUGUACACACACAUACAUACACACAGACACAUGUACACACACAUACAUACACACACACACGUACAUGCAUACACAGACACACACACAAACACUAUAAAAAGUUGCAGUACUUCGUUGUUCACUCACAGAUCCGGGUACUGCACUCUAGGGGGAGGCAGAGAGCACAGCACACUCUCCUUGCUAUGCUUUCACUGCGCUCAGCUAUUGAGCAGUCUGACGGCUCCCAGUACCAAUGAGAUCUGGCCUGAGCUCUGAGCCUGCUCAGCAAGAUGGCCCUGGGGGACACACUGGCACCCACCAUAAUUUCCACUCGCCAUUGGCGAGCAGGUGAGUGGAAAUUUCAAGGCCUGCUCUACACUAUUAGUUA